UGAUUCUGCGCGCGCGCUCACAGAUAAACACCGGCGAUAUUGAUCUGUGGAGAAACGGAGAAACCGAAAAAAACCGGCCGAUGCUCAGCGCGGGAGUCUGCGGGAGGACUGUGUUCAGUGUUUAGUGGAUGCUGGAGGCUGUCAUGACAGAAAUCACGAGGAGGAAACAUUUCACGCGAGCGGAGGAAGGAGGGACGCAAAGUAUAAGAUAAGCGAGAUAUCGUGCGGUUCCCUCAGCCUGCUGCCACCAUGUUUAAAAACAGCUUGAAAAUGCUGCUGACGGGGGGCAGAGCCAACAGGAAGAGUCGCAUCAGCAGCGAUGGGGGAAAUGAGGAUGCUAGAGACCUGCAGAGCGCCACUCUGGAUCCCUUUCACAGCUACACAGGACCAGGGGGCAGUGUAGACAGCGACUGUGUCUUUGAAGGGGAUUAUUCUGUGGCUCCUCUGUCUGCGGCGGAGGGUUUUCAGCACAUGCGUGUGAUGGAGGGAGUUUCUCGAUCUCUUCCUUCAUCACCUUUACUCACACACCAGACUUCCAGUUCACACCUGCCAUCUGCUAAGAACUUCAGUACGGCCACAGGGGGGAUAGGAGCUGAACUCGGGCCCCCGCCGUCAGUGGACGAGGCAGCGAACACGUUGAUGACUCGUCUUGGCUUUUUACUGGGAGAUAAAGUGAGCGAGGGCUCUGAAGGGCCGCAGUUCAGCAUGGAGGAGCCUGAUGACGCGCAGGGUUUUGGAGCCAGCGGGAGGAUGAGUCCAUGUUCCACCCUGACCAGCAGCACCGCGUCCCCUCCGGCCUGCAGCCCGUGCUCCACUCUGCCCUCCGCUGCUCCAGGACAGGCCGUCACCAGCCCCACGUCCACCCUGGAGAGCAGAGACAGCGGCAUCAUCGCCACUCUCACCAAUUACUCUGAGCCGAUGGACCGGAGUGGGAAACACGGCGACGGAUCUCGGGGAAGCAGCCUGAAGCUCUGGCACUCACACAGAUCUACACUGGACUCCAGUCUGUACCGGGUGGAUGAGAAUAUGACCGCCUCCACCUUCAGCCUCAACAAGAUCCCUGAGCCCAGCUCCGCCCACUACUCCUCUCACCCCACCCCGCUCUACCUCAUGCCCCGCCCUAAUUCAGUGGCAGCCACGAGUUCGGCUCACCUGGAGGACCUGGCGUAUUUGGAUGAGCAGAGACACGCGCCCCUGCGCACCUCGCUGCGGAUGCCCAGACAGAGCUCCACCGCAGGCCGCUCCGGGCAGGACCUGCGAGUGCGCUUGGCUCCAUAUCGACUGCAGGACAUCGCUCUGAAGCCGCUGCUGUUCGAGGUGCCGAGCAUCACCAUGGACUCUGUGUUCACGGGCCGCGAUUGGCUCUUCCAGGAGAUCGACGCCUGCCUGCGCUCCACACACUUGGGCUCCAGCGCCGGCGUGGUUCUGGUGGGAAGCAUUGGAUUCGGCAAAACGGCCAUAAUCUCACGGCUGGUGGCUCUGAGCUGCCAUGGGAAUCGUAUGAGACAGAUCGCCUCCGACAGCCCACAGGCAUCGCCAAAACAUGGAGAUGGCAUCCCUCUGUCACAGCCUCAGCCUUCCCAUGGCACACUGGGUGGAGGAAGCUGUCCGGGAACUCCAGAAAUGAGGAGGAGGCAGGAGGAGGCCAUGAGGAGACUCGCCGCUCAGGUGGUGGCGUAUCACUACUGUCAGUCUGAUAAUGCCUACACAUGCCUGGUGCCGGAGUUUGUGCACAAUGUGGCGGCGCUGCUGUGUCGUUCGCCUCAGCUCACUGCGUACAGAGAGCUGCUACUGAAGGAGCCGCACAUUCAGAGCAUGCUCAGUCUGCGCUCCUGCGUACAAGACCCACCAACAGCCUUCAGGAGAGGAGUGCUGGAACCACUGCACGCACUUUAUAAAGAGAGGAAGAUCACUCCAGAGGAAGAUCUCAUCAUUCUCAUUGACGGUCUGAAUGAGGCCGAGUUCCACAAACCAGACUAUGGCGACACCAUUGUGUCUUUCCUCUGUAAAACCAUCAACAAGUUUCCAGCCUGGCUCAAACUGGUGGUGACUGUCAGAACAUCCCUGCAGGAAAUCACCAAACCUCUGCCAUUCCACCAAAUCUCUCUGGACGCUCUGGAGGAAAAUGACGCCAUCGAUCACGACCUGCAGGGCUACAUCCUUCACCGCAUCCACAGCAGCGCCGAGAUCCAGAACAACAUCUCUCUGAACGGCAAGAUGGACAACAGCAGCUUCGGCAAGCUCAGCGCCCACCUCAAGGCCCUCAGUCAGGGCUCCUUCCUCUACCUGAAGCUCACCUUUGACUUGAUUGAGCGCGGAUACCUGGUGCUCAAGAGCUCCAACUACAAGGUGGUCCCGGUCAGUCUGGCGGAGGUCUAUCUGCUACAGUGUAACAUGCGUUUCCCCACGCAGUCUUCUUUCGAGAGGGCUCUGCCGCUGCUUAAUGUGGGCCUGGCUUCACUGCACCCACUUACUGAUGAACAGAUCUACCAGGCUAUCAACGGCGGUUCCGUCAAGGGGACUCUGGACUGGGACGACUUCCAGCAGAGGAUGGAGAACCUGUCUGUGUUUCUGGUGAAGAGGCGGGACGGCACGCGCAUGUUUGUUCAUCCGUCUUUUAGAGAGUGGCUCAUAUGGAGAGAAGAAGGAGAGAAGACCAAGUUCCUCUGUGAUCCCAGGAAUGGCCACACUCUUCUGGCUUUCUGGUUCUCCAGACAAGAAAACAAACUAAAUAGGCAGCAGACCAUUGAGCUGGGUCACCAUAUCCUGAAAGCACACAUUUUUAAGGGCCUGAGUAAGAAGGUUGGGGUUUCUUCAUCUAUUUUGCAAGGGCUGUGGGUGUCGUAUAGUACAGAGAGUUUAUCUACAGCUCUAUCAUCACUCAGAAACCUAUACACACCCAACAUAAAGGUGUCCCGGCUGCUGAUCCUCGGCGGUGCGAAUGUUAACUACCGCACGGAGGUGCUGAACAACGCUCCGGUGCUGUGUGUUCACGCUCAUCUGGGUUACGCAGACAUGGUGAACCUGCUGCUGGAGAACGGAGCCGGUGUGGAUUCGGCAUCUGAGAGCGGACUCACUCCGCUGGGCUACGCCGCUGCCGCCGGACAUCUCAGCAUCGUCACCUCACUCUGCAAGAGGAAAGCAAAGCUGGACCACUUGGACAAGCAUGGUCAGUGUGCGCUGGUGCACGCAGCUCUCCGAGGACACCUGGACGUACUCAAGUUCCUCAUUCAUAACGACUGGGGUCAAGCUCACCUCCAAAGCCCCUCCCCCACACAGUCCCAGGACACGCCCUCUCCCGUCUCUCAACCACAGGCCACGCCCUCCCCCACCCCGCCAGAUGCAACGCCCUCUCCCACUCAGGCCACGCCCACAGACUCUCCACCCUCCGGCCCCGAGCAGCAGGAGGAUCCAGCGGAGACGCCUCAAGAAGAGCAGCAGAAUCAGGAAGAGUCUCCAGAAGAGAUUGAAGAACAGACGCUGGAGGACACACAGACUCAGCGCUCCACGUCUCCAUCAUCUGUGAGCUUUAAUAAGAGCAUCGCCGUCCAGCAGGCCCUUAUAGCUGCCGCCAGCAUGGGUUACACUGAGAUUGUGUCUUAUCUCUUGGACCUGCCUGAGAGGGAUGAAGAGGACACUCAACGCGCACAGAUUAACAGCUAUGAUACCCUGUGGGGUGAAACCGCUCUGUCAGCGGCAGCGGGACGGGGGAAGCUGGAGGUCUGUCGGCUGCUGCUGGAGCAGGGCUCUGCUGUGGCGCAGCCCAACCGGAGAGGAGUCCUGCCUCUCUUCAGCUCCGUGCGGCAAGGACACUGGCAGAUUGUGGAUCUGUUGGUGUCACACGGUGCAGAUGUAAACCUGGCUGAUAAACAAGGCCGUACUCCACUCAUGAUGGCCGCUUCAGAGGGGCACCUGGACACGGUCGAGUUCCUAAUGGCUCAGGGUGCAUCAAUGGAUCUUAUGGAUAAGGAGGGUCUGACUGCGCUCAGCUGGGCAUGUUUGAAAGGACAUCUGUCUGUGGUUCGCUGCCUGGUGGACAGAGGUGCUGCCACAGACCAUGCUGAUAAAAACGGACGAACCCCUCUGGAUCUGGCUGCCUUCUACGGAGACUCAGAUGUGGUGCAGUUCCUGGUGGAUCAUGGGGCUUUGAUAGAGCAUGUGGACUACAGUGGGAUGCGUCCUCUGGAUCGAGCUGUCGGCUGCAGAAACACAUCAGUGGUGGUCGCCCUGCUCAAAAAAGGAGCCAAAAUCGGAUGUCAAACGCUGCCGAGUCCACACAAAGGAGGUCCUGCUACCUGGGCAAUGGCGACAUCUAAACCUGACAUCAUGAUUAUCCUACUGAGUAAACUUUUAGAGGAAGGAGAUGGCUUCUACAAGAAGGGUAAAGUAAAAGAGGCAGCUCAACGCUACCAGUACGCUCUGAAGAAAUUUCCCCGUGAAGGAUUAAGUGAGGACUUGAAAACCUUUAAGGAGCUCAAAGUGUCUUUGUUCCUGAACUUGUCCCGCUGUCGGAGGAAAAUGAAUGACUUUGGAAUGGCGGAGGAGUUUGCUACCAAGGCUCUGGAACUCAAGCCUAAGUCCUAUGAGGCGUUUUAUGCUAGAGCCCGUGCCAAGCGGAGCAGCAGGCAAUUCGCUGAAGCACUAGAUGACCUGAGGGAAGCUAUAAAACUGUGUCCCAACAACCGUGAAAUUCAGCGCCUCCUUCAGCGCGUGGAAGAAGAGUACAGACAAGUUACCCAAUCAGAAGAGCUAGAGCUUGAGCCACCUCCAUCUCCACCACCAUCUCCUUUACCAGUAGAGGAAGAUGAGGAGCCCCCUCGUCAUACUCCUCCUCCUGAACCAAGACUUGAUGACAUGGAACCUGUCCAAGACUUGUUUGAGGAUGAUGACUUCCUGGAACAAGAGCUAGAGGCUGUGUCUAUUGGUCUUGCCUCAGAUAUUCGCUCAAACACUUCAAGUCUUGCCAUCAUUCGUAGUCCACCCCUUUCUCCUGCCCAUCAUGACACUGGCUACCUAUCUGGGGGGCAGGCCUUUGAGUUCCACCCAAGCUCCUCCUCUAUGUCAUCUCCUACUCAUCACAGUUACCAGUCAACUUCCCCUUGUAUUUCCCCAACACAUCAGAACUCCCACUACCGCCAGAGCCCACCCCACACCUCGCCUGCCCACCAGUCCUCCUACCGUUUCAGCCCGCCACCAAUGGGUGGUGGAGGGAACCAAGGGAUGGACUAUCAGAGUCCUCCACCAUCUCCUCUUCGACGUGGGGUUCCAUUCCGAGCCAGCCCUCCAGUUGAGAGCGUGUGUAUAUAUCGUUCCCAAUCUGGCUCUCCAGUCCGCUACCAGCAAGAGCCUUUACCUAGCCGUCCCAAAUCUCCACUUUUGAAGAUGAGCAGUCAGCGAUCCUUCCAGCUCCAAUCGCAACCGUCCCAGAGCUCCCAGACCAGCCAACACCACCAGGUUCAGGGUCUUCGUCUCCAGCCUUCUAUGGCACAAAUUGUACGCACAAACCAGCCCAGUAACAGUGUGUACAGCCAGCUGGCACAUCCACUCAGCAGCAGGUACCAGGGUAGUUCCAUGGAUGUUGACAGGGAUAGAGAUCGGGAGCCAAGGCUAGUGUACCAGCCUUCAUUGGAUGGCCGUUCAAUGUCUCAAGUGCAAUCAAGCCUUAGUGUAGGAGCUCUUUGUCAGCACGGGGGUCGAGGUGGACCUUCUGGGGUUCUGGAAUCAAACUUGGGGAAAGACGAGCUGCCUCAACGUCCUGCUUCAGCCUACCGAUCAGCUACAGGUGGACCCGGAGGCAUGCGUUUUAGCCAAACCCCACAGAUCAGCCGCAGCCAGUCAGCAGCGUACUAUCCUGUCUCUAAGCAUGAACUUGAGAGAGCAGUGGCAGCCUCUGCUCUGCCACCAUGCCAACUGGGAUCUCCAGAGAUCCCUCAUCUAGUGCGUAGACCCAUCAGUGCCAAUACAAGUGACCUAAAGCAGCAUGUACCGACCCCCAGACCUCUUAUUCACUCCCAAAGCGUAAAUCUUCGCUUCUCUCCGUCUAGCAGUAAUAUCUCCUCAGGCUCGAGCUGUAAUCUAGCUUCUGGCUUCAGGCCUUCCUCCUCGAUGGCCCAAAUGGAAAUCCCACUCCAGGUGGCAUAUGAGCGAAGCUUCGAUGAGCCAUCUGCCCUAUCGCCCUCUCAGAGUGGACACUACUCGGGCGAACCGGCUCGAUCCCGGACCACUCCAUUCAUGGGCGUCAUCGACAAGACUGCAAGGACUACACAGCAGUAUCUUCACCAGCCUUCCCGCGCCUGGCCCGUGUCAUCCCUGGAAUCGGUCAUCACUAGCCCCACGUCCCCUGGCAACUUGAUCCACCAAGCCUCCACCGCCUCCUCCUACAGCCCUCCUACAUCUCUAGGCAAUAUUGCCUACUACAAUAAGACCAAUAAUGCCCAAAAUGGACACAUGCUAGAAGAGGAGUAUUAUGCCCAGCCACAACCCUCCUCCCUGGGCAAGCUUGCCAAUGGAGGAGCCCGUGAUCGAGACCUCCUAGAGCGGGUGAGCCAAGUGCCCACGUAUCAGGAUGUCAAAGUGGCCCGGACAAUGCCCGUGGCACAGGCGUACCAGGAGAACAUGUACCGCCAGCUAUCCCGUGAUGCCAGACAAGGUCCCACCUCGCCCAUCAAACCAAAGAGACCCUUUGUGGAGUCAAAUGUUUAAUAGGCAUCCAAAAGGGUGGGCACAAAGGUGUGUGUGAAUGUUUGUGUCAGGUCUAACAUAGGAGACUGUGCAGGUGCAGGAUAUUAAAACCAGUAUUUCGAGUAAACAAAACUGCUUAGUAGAGUUACUUUUAAUAAACAAAAAAACAGUGUUACAAAGUUGUGUUCAAAUACCUGUGCCUACGUCAGGUCAACUCAAUCUCCUGGUAAAAACUUAGUUUCUAGAACUUGGGUGGUGGACGGGCUCGAAAUAGUCUGACGGCACCAGUUUGGAGCACUAGAAUACAGUAUGUAAAGGUAAAAUAUGUUCUAUAAAGCUCUGCACAUUAUAAGAAAGCACAUUUAUUCACAUUCCACAACAGAGGCCUACAUGCAGAGGAAUGGUAUCGCCAUCGUUCCCAGCAGUAAAGCAGAUAAGAAACUGGGGAGUCUAUGUGAGUUGAACUCAUUUCUUCUCUCUUUCUCUCUCUCUCUCUCACACUUCCCAGUAAAACUAAACAGAUUUGCUAGGCUUUCUGGACAUCAUAUUGUGGGAUUGUUCAAUACUGUAAAAAGUGAAAAUGAGACAAAACCAAGUUGUAGUUACAGAAGGGAAAAAAGAGAAAUAUUUAUAAUUAAGUUAUAUAAUGUAUAGAAAUAUUUAGGCAGUUUUCUGACGGGUUUAUUUAGUUUUCGCUUUGUCAUUCAUUUUUGUUGGGCAUUUGGAAAUGGUAUUAGAUAUUUACAAAAUAAUAACUCAGAGUUUACAACUGGAGAUCUUUACAGCUAGAGUUCUGGCUUCCCAAGCAGAAAUAUUGUUGUGUCAAAAUUCAAAGUGGUGAAGUGGCAAUAACCUUAGUUAAUAAUCAAUUUCUUGGGAAUAAGCUUAAUAUGAUUUUCAAGUAACCCUCACAUUUUGUGAACAAAGCUUCUGACUUUAUUUACAAAAUGAGUCGAGUUGAUUAUCGAGCACUGGAGUGGCAAUCCUGCCGUAUUUCAAGUCAAAGAAUGUAUCACACCAUAGACGUCUUAUGAACUCUACAGUAUGUAAACUACGCAAAACAAAGCUUCAGGGGCGUUUGUAAGGUAGUAAUACCAUUUCUUCUCCUUAUUUUGGUUCCUUUGUUGUUCUAAGACAUGGAAUAUUGGAGUAUAUCAAGUGAAGUAUCUUUGUUUUAACUUUUACUCAUAACUUUUAUUCAGUCUGCACUGACUGUCUGUGAUAUUAUAAAGAAAGAGAGCACUUUAUUCAUUUGUAAGGAUUGUAUGGAAUGUGAAUAUCAGGGGGAUGGAUAUGUUGUUUUAUUGUUUUCGUUGGAAACCAGGAUUCAACAUCCUUACUAACAAACAUUGAGUGAACACUGGAAAAUAACCUGUGAUUAGUUGUACUACUAGAAAAACAAAUAGCGGUCGUCGUCCUUGGUGCAAUUCUAAUUUUACAAGCAAACGAAUGAACAAUAAUAUAAAAGAGCGGAAUUAUGUUUUUAAAAAGAUAUAAAGUCGUGUAUAUAACAGCCUUUAUAGAGCGCAGUGUACUUGCUGUAUAUAGUGGCCAAAUGUGAUCAUGCAUACAAAACUCCUGCUCGCCUCUGCAAACACAUCGCCAAAUGCAGUGCGUGAGAAGGACUCAGUGGCGUAACACACAAUACUGACGAGCAAACCAGCCGUUUUCAAAUAGUGUAUCUGUUGUGUACAAAAAAAAAACUACAAUAUUCAGCUAGUUCCUUUUCAAGUUCUCUGCUUCAGAAUGCAAUAUUAUUAACACGCAGAGCUUAAAUGUGGCUUUGGUCAGAUCUUCUCCAAAAUACAGUAUAUGGACAGAUAUCGAAGUCUUAAAGACAACCAUAUUCACCUUUCUAUUGCUGUCAGUGUAAACCUGCUUGAAUUGAUAGAUGCCUCAUGGUCAACUUGUGGGGAAAAUGCUACAGAAAACACGACGACAAACACUUAUUGAGGGGCGAGGUGUAUUAUUAUUAUAUUUUCGUUUCGUUUUUUUUGCUGUACAUAACCUGACGCAUGAUUUAUACUCCAUUCCCCUCCAAAAUGGACACACACAGACAUUCGCUAAUCUGCUGUAUGUCUCCGAUAGAGGAACUAAACAGAAAUAAAGUUCUCACACCUGAAGGGAAAAAAAUAUUAACAGUAAAAACGUGACGUUUACCUCUGAAGGGUUUGGCCUUUCUUUAGAUUUUUCAGUUGGAUUUGAGUUGAUUUUAAUGUACUUGCUUGCUAAGCAGAGUUUCUCGUCUGUAAAUGUGAGCUUUCAGAGCGCUGUGACAACGUUUAAUGACUUCAAUAAACCAGAAUGUGUUUUUAUCA
Molecule: messenger RNA, 8999 nt
Organism: Danio aesculapii
Lineage: Eukaryota; Metazoa; Chordata; Actinopteri; Cypriniformes; Danionidae
Gene: tanc2b
Product: tetratricopeptide repeat, ankyrin repeat and coiled-coil containing 2b
Biological process (GO): regulation of dendritic spine morphogenesis
Cellular component (GO): dendritic spine
Molecular function (GO): protein binding
Source: RefSeq, a predicted model, not a curated record